UCACGAUACACUACUUCGAAAAGCAGAAUCGACGACAGAGACAGCGAUACCGAAACACCAAACAGAGGCAGAACACUCGACCGAACAUCCGGCAAGACAAGCCCAUCCCCAUCUCCAUCAUCAUCAAGCAGCCAGAACCAAUCUCAUUCGCCAGCACCAAAGCUCGUUACCAAGGCAGCCUGCAAGAGUCUGUCAGACAUUGUGCUCCGCACCCAACAACGAUGCGGUCCUUGCCAGCGCACUUUCAAACGAGGUUUCCUCCAGAUCAGAAGAGCACGACAGGAACUGCCAUCGCGCAAGAAGCGGAAGCAUCUCAAGAGGGGCAGACCAAUCUCUGGAGAUACCCCGCUCAAAAACGAACUCACGGUAGAGGAUCUGUUGAGAGCAGAAGACGAGACUGCGACUGAUCUGGAAUCUGCGGAAAGGAUGAACGCGACUACGCAGACUGUUAACGGCAUUACGAAAUUACUCCACCUUGAGCCCGCACGCUUCUGGAGAUGCUGGAGACGCUUCAAUGGUAUCGGCCGUCGCUACGUAGACUCUAUCAAAAGUUGA
Aureobasidium vineae is the source of this 555-nucleotide messenger RNA. The record is from the annotation of a GenBank genome assembly. Lineage: Eukaryota; Fungi; Ascomycota; Dothideomycetes; Dothideales; Saccotheciaceae.